GCAAUGAGAUGAGAUCUCAUCAAUCCUCUACAAACUACAAACCCCUCACCCAUUUCCUCCCAAAGAGUAAUUAGUUGUGACAACAAUGGCGCUAAAUCUUCGUCAAAAGCAAACUGAGUGUAUUACGCGGAUGUUAAAUCUGAACCAGCCGGUGAACGCCGGUGCCACUGCCAAUGAGGAGGUAUACAAGAUCCUGAUUUACGAUCGAUUCUGCCAAGACAUUUUAUCCCCUUUGAUUCACGUCAAGGACCUCCGUAAACACGGCGUUACCCUCUACUUCCUUAUCGAUAAGGAUCGCAAACCCGUCCAUGAUGUUCCUGCUGUCUACUUCGUCCAACCCACCCAUCUUAAUGUACAGCGUAUCGUUGCUGAUGCCUCCAAGUCUCUUUACGAUUCCUUCCAUUUGAACUUCUCCUCUUCUAUUCCCAGGCCCUUGCUCGAAGAUCUCGCUUCAGGCACGGUUAAUUCUGACUCGAUUGAAAGGAUCUCUAAAGUGCAUGAUCAGUACUUGGAGUUUGUCACGCUUGAGGAUAAUUUGUUCUCACUUGCCUACAAGAACUGUUAUCUUCAACUGAAUGAUCCCUCUGCUGGGGAUAAAGAAAUUGAAGAGAUCAUUGAAAAGAUUGUCAGUGGCUUAUUUUGUGUGUUGGCUACUCUUGCUGUUGUCCCUAUCAUCAGGUGUCCCCGUGGUGGGCCUGCUGAGAUGGUGGCAUCCCUGUUGGAUCAGCGUUUCAGAGACCAUCUGUUAGCUAAAAACAAUUUAUUCUCUGAGGCUGGGAAUUUCACUAGCUCAUUUCAGAGGCCAAUUUUGUGUUUAUUCGAUAGAAACUUUGAGUUGUCAGUAGCUAUACAACAUGAUUUUAGGUAUAGACCACUUGUUCAUGAUGUGCUUGGUUUGAGAUUGAACAGGUUGAGUGUGCAGGGAGAGAAAGGUGGGAUGAAAUCAUUUGAGUUGGACAGAUCUGAUCCAUUCUGGGUGGCAAAUUGGUCGUUGGAGUUUCCAGAGGUUGCUUUGGAGAUAGAAGCUCAGUUGAACAAGUAUAAGAAGGAUGUGGAGGAGGUAAAUAAACGAACUGGUGGGAACUCAGGGGCUGAGUUUGAUGGGACAGACUUGGUUGGCAAUACCAAGCAUUUGAUGAAUGCAGUAAAUUCCCUGCCUGAGUUGACAGAGAGAAAACAAGUCAUUGAUAAGCACACCAAUAUUGCUACAGCAUUGUUAGGGGAGAUCAAGGAGAGGUCCCUUGAUUCGUAUGCCAAAAAGGAGAAUGAUAUGAUGGUAAGAGGUGUCAUUGAUCGCAGUGAGCUCAUCGGAGCUCUCAAGGGAAAAGGGACUAAGGUGGAUAAGCUGCGGUUUGCUAUCAUGUAUCUUAUCUCGACUGAAAGCUUACCUCAAUCAGACGUUGAAAUGAUUGAAACAGCACUUAGGGAGUCUGAGGUUGAUACCACAGCAUUUCAGUAUGUAAAGAAGAUAAAAUCAUUGAAUGUCUCUUUAGCAUCAGCAAAUUCUGCGAGUAGGAGCAACAUUGUUGAUUGGGCUGAAAAGCUCUAUGGGCAGUCAAUCAGUGCUGUAACUGCAGGUGUCAAAAAUCUAUUAUCCAGUGAUCAUCAGUUGGCUUUGUCAAGAACAGUAGAAGCAUUAAUGGAGGGGAAACCCAAUCCAGAAAUUGAUUCUUAUAUUAUUUUUGAUCCUCGUGCACCCAAGUCAAGCUCCGGGAUGAGCAGCAGUCACCUGAAAGGACCAUUUAAAGAAGCUAUUGUCUUUAUGAUAGGUGGUGGUAACUAUGUGGAGUAUGGAAGCUUGCAAGAGCUAGCCAAUCGUCAACAGCCAGUUAAGCAUGUUAUAUAUGGGACGACAGAAAUUCUUACAGGAGGUGAGUUCAUCGAGCAGCUUGCACUGCUGGGGCAGAAGAUGGGAUUGGGAACUAGUGUCGCAACACCAGCCCAUUAAUGCAGUUGCGAUUUGUGUACAAUCCCUUAAGGAAACCCUUUGUUGUUCAGUAUUGACUGUGUGGACUUCAUCAGGCUACAUGAGCAAAUCAUACACUUGCACGUAAUAGUAUGUUGAGUUCUCGAAGAAGAGUUUGUUGACCCUAUUCUUAACAUUGUGAUAUUUGACCCUGAUGCAUAGUGAACGUUAAAAUAUAGAAGAAUUCAUAUAUAAGUUCAAACUUGUGUGGAGUUGGUUUAUACCGUUGUUCUUUAGUUGAUGUACUUGGAACUGUUUGCAUACCAUCCCUCACUGUCCAAGGUGGUUUCUUUGUA
Molecule: messenger RNA, 2262 nt
Organism: Solanum stenotomum
Lineage: Eukaryota; Viridiplantae; Streptophyta; Magnoliopsida; Solanales; Solanaceae
Product: SEC1 family transport protein SLY1-like
Exons: 3
Coding region: 86-1948 (620 amino acids)
Biological process (GO): endoplasmic reticulum to Golgi vesicle-mediated transport; intracellular protein transport
Cellular component (GO): cytosol; Golgi membrane
Molecular function (GO): syntaxin binding
Source: RefSeq, a predicted model, not a curated record